Molecule: messenger RNA, 2064 nt
Organism: Hydractinia symbiolongicarpus
Lineage: Eukaryota; Metazoa; Cnidaria; Hydrozoa; Anthoathecata; Hydractiniidae
Product: beclin-1-like
Exons: 1
Coding region: 37-1389 (450 amino acids)
Biological process (GO): late endosome to vacuole transport; cellular response to nitrogen starvation; autophagosome assembly
Cellular component (GO): phagophore assembly site; phosphatidylinositol 3-kinase complex, class III, type I; phosphatidylinositol 3-kinase complex, class III, type II
Source: RefSeq, a predicted model, not a curated record
GCUCUAACAUUACAUAUACAUUUAUUUUUAGUUAAAAUGUCACAAUCAUUUGACACAAUUGAUGCAUUUGGAAAAGAUACUACCCAUGUUAGCUUUGUUUGUCAGCGAUGUUAUCAACCACUAAAGCUUGACAACUCAUUGUACUCACUUGACAAUGAUACACAGCAAGAAUUGGAGUCACCGUUUCUGACGGCAUACUCCCAAUCAAACGAAAUGUCUGAGAAAAAUGUAAAUACUGUAACAGAUUUAAAAUCACUUAGUUCAGCUGAUGUUGUAACUAAAAUUGUUUUGCCUGCAAAAUUAGCGUCUAAUGAAGGAAGUGAUUUUACGCUUCUAGGCGAAACUUCAAGUGGAAACAAAACAGAUAAUUUGAGUCACAGGUUGAAGGUUUCCACUCAGUUGUUUGACAUUAUGUCAGGCAAUGCUGACAUUGACCAUCCAUUAUGUGAAGAUUGUACAGAUAAUCUCUUAGACCAACUUGAUGACCAGUUGUGCAUUACUGAAAAAGAAUUGGAGAGCUACAAGGACUUAUUGCUGCAGUUAGAAUCAAAGAACGUCAUGGAGGAUACACAGUUGGAUGCAGAUUUGGAUAAACUUAAACUUGAAGAAAAGGCGCUGUUAGAGGAGCUUGCGAUGAUUGAAAUUGAACAUAAAAAGACUGUCGAAAAGAAAGAGGAAUUAGAAAAAGAAAACGAAGACCUGGGUAAAGAGGAAGAAAAGUAUUGGAGAGAAUAUUGUGAGCAUCACAAAAGCUUGCUUGAUUUUGAGGAUGAGCAAACAAGUGUUUUAAAUCAACUUCAGUAUGCGCAAAGUCAGCUUGAUAAAUUGAGAAAGACUAACGUAUUUAAUAGCACUUUUCAUAUCUGGCACAAGGGUCAUUUUGGAACAAUAAAUAACUUUCGGUUGGGGAGAUUACCAAGUGUGCCUGUGGAGUGGACAGAAAUCAAUGCUGCAUGGGGUCAAACAGUUUUACUUCUGCACUCUUUAGCUAAAAAAAUUGGUCUAACUUUCCAGCGUUAUCGGCUAGUUCCUUAUGGAAAUCAUUCUUUUAUUGAAUGUUUAGAUGAUAAAUCGAGAGAACUUCCUCUCUACGGAACUGGUGGUUUCCGGUUCUUUUGGGACACUAAGUUUGAUCAUGCAAUGGUGGCGUUUUUGGAUUGUUUACAGCAAUUCAAAGAAGAAGUUGAAACUGGUGAUUCAAAGUUUUACUUGCCUUACAGAAUGGAAAAAGGGAAAAUAUAUGAUUCUGCUAGAGCUGGUGCAUAUUCUGUAAAAAUUCAAUUUAAUUCCGAAGAACAUUGGACGAAAGCGUUGAAGUUUAUGCUCACAAAUUUGAAAUGGGGUUUAGCCUGGGUUUCAUCACAAUUUGCUGAAAAAAACUCAAAAUAGCAUUAUGAUUCUUCUGUUUAUACAAUUUUUGAUUUACACAUUUUUUAAGUUUAGGACUUGUACCAAUGUUUUAAAAAAUCUACAUUAAUAGAAUAGAUAUAUCACAACAUAAUUCUCAUAUUCCUGGUUACUGAUAUGUACGUUUUUAAAACUUUUUAUUUAAUUUUUUUGUGGAAAAUUUGCAAUGAAACAAAUGUGAAAUGAAACUUUUAAUCUUUUAAAAUAUUGUGUUAUGGCAUUAGAAUUUCAGAGAUUGAAGUGUUGUUAUUUUUAGUUUUUCAAGCUUUGCAUUCACUUUGUGUUCAACUUUUCUCUGAUAAAUAUUAUUAUGGAUUAUUUGGAUUAUUUUUAUGGUGAUUUGAUUUUUGGAAAAUGUAUUCAAAGACAAAAGGGAAUUUUAUAAUAAAGUUUGUAUUUUUUUCUUUAAGCUUUAAAGUUUUAAAAUCUUAUAACCUAUAGUAACCAGUUCUUUAAAAACCGUAUAUUUGUGGAAAUUCAUUUCAAAAUAAGAAUGAUAAACUGCAAAUUUUAUUGACAAUAAAGUAUAAAUACACACACACAAUGUGGUUUUAUUUUUAUCACAAACGAACCCACAGGGAAAUCAUUACUUUGAAAAGAUACUUUAAUGCAACACAUUGUGUACAAACUUUUAAGUAAGUGACACAUUCAAGGUAA